Molecule: messenger RNA, 1221 nt
Organism: Papilio machaon (common yellow swallowtail)
Lineage: Eukaryota; Metazoa; Arthropoda; Insecta; Lepidoptera; Papilionidae
Product: Golgi to ER traffic protein 4 homolog
Exons: 4
Coding region: 208-1161 (317 amino acids)
Biological process (GO): protein insertion into ER membrane
Cellular component (GO): cytosol; BAT3 complex
Molecular function (GO): protein binding
Source: RefSeq, a predicted model, not a curated record
GUGGUCUUUUUCUUACACUUUCAUAUUUACGAAAUUUUUGACAUUUCGUAAGUCUUUGUUAAAUUAGUAAGAUUUUGAUUAUAUUACCCUGAAUGAUAAAAUUAAAAUGACUUUACAAGCGGGACAGAUUGUAGUGUAGGCAUAAGUCAUAAAUUAUCAUAUGUAAUGUGGCUGUAGUAAACCCAAAAUAGUCUUAAAAAAAUAAUAAUGGCCACACGAGGUGAAAGAGGUGUUAGCAGAGUUUUAGAAAAGUUAGAAGCGUCAGUAAAUGCAGGUCAAUAUUAUGAAGCACAUCAAAUGUACAGAACGUUGUACUUCAGAUAUUUAAGCCAGAAGAAAUAUGAACAUCUGUUCAAAUUGCUGUACGAAGGAUCGACUUUACUUCUACUGCGCGAUCAACAGGGCAGUGGCGCUGAUUUAGCUAUUCUACUAGUAGAUGUUCUAAAUAAAUCAGAAACAAAGCCUAGUGAAGAGUGGAUUGAAAAGAUAGCAAAAUUAUUUGAAUUAAUGCAUUCAGGCAUCCCAGAAAGAGAUACAUACUUAACAAAUGCUGUAAAAUGGUCUAUGGAUAAUAGCAAAAAAGGCCAUCCUCUACUGCACCAGAAAAUUGCAGAAGUGUACUGGAAAGAGAAAAGAUAUCCUGCAGCACAUAAACAUUUCUUACACUCAAGUAAUGGAACAGUAUAUGCUAACAUGCUGAUAGAAUUACAAUCAACAAGGGGACUUAAAGCAGAAAUUGAUCUGUUUAUAGCACAAGCGGUGUUGCAAUUUCUUUGCUUAAAAAACAUUCAAAUGGCAAGAGAUACCUUCAAAAAAUAUACUAGUUUACAUCCUAGUAUAAGAAAUGAUGUAGGUCCCCCAUACUCAUUUCCUUUACUUAACUUUUUGUGGUUUUUACUACAGUCAAUUGAACAGAAAAACACAGUUCAAUUUGAAAUCUUAAGAAAAUGCUAUGACAUAAGCUUAAAAAGAGAUUCCAAUUAUUCUGAUUACUUGGAAAAUAUUGGUAGAGUCUGGUUUGGCAUAGAUAAUCGAAAGAACAAUAAGAAUCAAAACUCGAUGUUUGGUGGACUGCUAAAAACGAUCAUUGGAGAUCUUGACAGUUCUGAUGAUGAAGGUGAGAACCAGAGUUCUAAACCAACGGCUCCAGAAUUGGAUUAAAAUUAAGUUAACAUUUCAGCUUUUGAUGUUUUCCAUUAAAUUAAACAGCAAGAAAACAUU